This is a messenger RNA of Colletotrichum orchidophilum, 1713 nucleotides long. RefSeq names its product CoA-transferase family III. Bases 1 to 1713 code for a protein of 570 amino acids. NCBI's taxonomy places the organism in Eukaryota, Fungi, Ascomycota, Sordariomycetes, Glomerellales, Glomerellaceae. The transcript has 4 exons. The record is from RefSeq and is a predicted model, not a curated record. Gene Ontology annotation, molecular function: catalytic activity.
AUGACAGACCAAGGAUACUCAUCCGUCGCCGAGACGAAACGAAUACUAGAUCUGGUCCUCAGUGCCGUUCAGAUACCAGCAGAAGCGGAAACGAUCUCAAAGGCCGUACACUUUUCAGCGUCCCGCGACUUGCCUUAUUUCCCGAUCCCCUUCAAGGAAACGGAGUUGGCCUCAGCUUUGAAGGCCAUUGAAGGUGGUGUAGCAGGGGCCCUUGCAGCCACCAAGGAUGGUGACGCUUCCGGCGGGAAGGACAAGAAGGUUUCGGUGAACUUGGAGAAGAGCACAGCGUUUCUAAUUCAGGCCUAUCUGGCAACUGUGGGAGGGUACGGCAAGCUCGAUCGUGAAGUGAAGCGGUUUUUAAAGGAUACGGAUUUGCUCCAGGCUCAGUCAGAUCCUUAUCGCCGAAUGUCUGCGAAUUUGUAUGAGACCAAGCAGCCGGGCGAGUACUACCACAUUCAUGGGUCUCUAGAAGCGUCGACUACGCUUGGCAUGAUUGGACUCGAGCCGUUCAGGCCAGACUUGAAAGAUCACACUGCAAUUGUUGAGGCGAUAGAAUCUCAUGUAAAGCAAUUUACGGUCGAUGAGCUUGAGCGUAUGAAUGCCGAUAAGCGCCAAGCUGGUGUCCCCGUUCUGAAGCAUGAGGAUUUUCUCAAAACACCUCACGGCAAGACGAAUGUCUCCCUUCCUCCCUGGAGCGUAGACAGUCUCGAGACCGCAACGCCCCCAGCUCCUCUGCCGUCCACCUCCGACAAGCGGGUACUAUCGGGCGUCAAGGUGCUCGAGCUGUGCCGCAUCAUUGCAGGCCCAGUCGUAGGACGCAUCCUGGCAGAGUACGGCGCGGACGUUUUGAAAAUCACCAGCCCGAACCUCAGCGACGUUCCCUUUUUCCAGGUCGACGGCAACAUGGGCAAGCACGCCGCGGACCUCGACCUGAAGACCGAAGAGGGGAGACGGCACUUUGAGACUUUGCUGGCCGAGGCGGACGUCGUGCUGGACGGCUACCGCCCGGGUGCAUUGGAAAAGCUAGGUUACGGCGCGACUGCUUUGACCAAGUUGGCCAAGGAGCGCGGCAAGGGGUUCGUGUAUGUGAAUGAGAACUGCUUUGGAUACCAGGGGGAAUGGUGCCAGCGGCCUGGCUGGCAGCAGAUUGCUGAUUGUGUGAGUGGUGUGGCUUGGGCGCAAGGUCAAUUCAUGGGACUCGACGAGCCUGUGGUCCCUCCGUUCCCCAUCUCCGACUAUGGAACGGGAUGCAUGGGCGCCAUCGCCGCCCUGACCGGUCUCUACAACAGAGCGACGCAGGGCGGCUCGUGGCACGGCAAAGCAUCGCUAUUGCAGUAUGACCUCCUCCUGAUCAAGGCCGGAAAAUACCCAGACGAAGUCCAGCGCGAACUGCGCAAGCUCGCGGGCGAAGAUUUCCUCGCACUGCGGCACAGCCACAGCGUCGAUCAGAUUUCCGGCACGGCGCUCAAGGCGAUGAAGCGGUACGCGCCAGAGCUGUUCAGCUCGUCGAACAUCCGCGAGAAGUGGUACGCAAGGCGUUACAAGGCAGAUGUGGAGGCUGUGAGCCCGGUGGUCGAGAUCGAGGGCGUGGAGAUUGGGUUCAAGAGGGCUAGCAGACCGAACGGCUCGGACGAGGCGAGCUGGGACUUUGGACCGGAAGAGGAUCACCGGAUAGUUGCGCACACAAACGGAGUUUCCCACGGCGUGAAUUGA